Closterium sp. Naga37s-1 is the source of this 2019-nucleotide messenger RNA. NCBI's taxonomy places the organism in Eukaryota, Viridiplantae, Streptophyta, Zygnematophyceae, Desmidiales, Closteriaceae. The record is from the annotation of a GenBank genome assembly.
AUGUCACUCUAUAUCGUGCGCCUGCGUUCGGCCCUUCCCCUCGCCGCGUAUCGCGGCGGAAUAGCGAGCUUCUCGGGAUGGACGGACGACGACGAUGACUCGGAUGAUCCUACCGGUCCGUCAGGUCUGCGGGCGACAGCGGCGACGGUGGCGCACGAAGCCGCGACGCUGGGCGGCAGCAUUCCGCGGCGCGCGCGGCUGAGCAUGGAGAACCCGCAGCUAAGAGCAUACGCGCAUAUGCUCGAGACGCAGCAGACCCAAGUCGCGUCUGACGUGGGCGUGAUCUACAUGCACGCGAGCAACGGGUUCGCAGCGGCCCUCUCCCCGCAGCAGGUGUGGGGGCUGCAGCGGCACCCGGCGGUGGCGGCAGUGACGCGCAGCCGCAGAGUGACCCCUCUCACCACCGACUCCCCCACCUUCCUGGGCAUGCGCGCCCCCGGGUCGCUGUGGCCCGCCAAUGGCGGGCAGGCGAGCGCGGGCCAGGGCAUGGUGAUAGGCGUGGUGGACACGGGCAUCUGGCCGGAACACCCCUCCUUCAGCGAUAAGGGAUUCUCCUCCUCGAAACCCGCCGGCUGGUCAGGAAAAUGCGACACCACGAGCGAGUUCAAGUGCAAUAAUAAGCUCAUAGGUGGCCGCGUGUUCUACAAGGGAUUUAAGAAGGACAUCGGCGACCCGGACCUGUCUUCAGACUGGUUGUCUCCCCGGGAUGCGGAUGGCCACGGCACAUGGUGUGCAAGCGCGGCAGCGGGCAACAAGGACGUGCCCAUGGCGGGCGGCAAGGCGAGCGGCAUGGCGCCGGCAGCGCGCCUGGCAAUGUACAAGGUUCUCUGGUACUCUGAAGGCUCUCUCACCGGGACAUGGGCCGACAUCGAUGCAGCAGUCAACCAGGCUGUAGCGGACGGUGUGGAUGUGCUCUCGAUCUCGCUGGGCGGCAUGGAUAACAAGGAGACCUACUUCGACCACAUGCCGUAUCUCAGUGCUAACCUGGCCGGGGUGGUUGUGUCAUAUGCAGCGGGAAAUGCCGGCUCGCCAGGCUACUGGGAUCCCGGCUACUUUCGCACAAUCGACAACUUCUCGCCCUUCUAUCUCACCGUGGGGGCUAGCACCAUAGGCCGUGGCGGUCUAACCCUCAAGGCCGCCACAGCAGCAGCGGCAGACAUCAGCAACUCAUCCUCCUCCUCCUCAGCCGUCCCAGCAGCCACCGCCCACCCUACAAUCGCCGAUUUCUCCUCCACGGGACCCCUAUGCGACCCUAACACUGAAGCCACCGGCGCUCUCCCCACCAACAGCAUCUUAAAGCCCGACAUUGUCGGCCCGGGCGUGGAUCUCUACGCUGCUGCCCCGGGCUCAAAAAUCGGCAAGCCGGGCAGCUUCGCACAGCUGUCGGGGACGUCGAUGGCGACGCCUCACUUGGCGGGCAUUGCUGCUCUCAUCAUGCAGAAACACCCCUCAUGGAGCCCCGCGCAGGUCAUGUCUGCCAUCAUGACCACCGCCAAGACCACUGACACCAGCGGUGCCGCUAUCAAGAAUUCUAACGGCGAGGCUGCUACUGCGUGGGAUAUGGGAGCUGGUCACGUGUUCCCACGCAAGGUGCUGGAUCCUGGGCUUACGUUCGACGCUCGGGCAACUGCGUAUAGGAAUUUCCUUGCCGGGCAGAGUAUGAAGCGGGCACAGAGGCACUUUCCGAACGCCAAGCUCACUGCGGUUGCUCCGCGCGAGUUGAACCGUCCAAGCAUCUCAAUUUCCCGACUGAAAGGGAUGGUGACAGCAAGCAGGACGGUUACGAACGCUGCUGAUUCGCCGUCCACAUAUACGGCUAACAUCAAGGCUCCUAACGGCGUCUCCGUCACGGUAACACCCGACAAAUUUACCAUUGCUCCGGGUAAGAAGGUCACUUUCACAGUGACCUUCAAGGUGACUAAGACGUCUAACAACACUCAGUUUGGAAGCCUGACCUGGGCCGAUGAGAAAGGGCACUCAGUGAGAAUGGUGCUCGCAGUUCAGCCGAUUAAGAAGUGA